ACUGUCUCUCUGCACAACUCUAAAAAUUUGCGACAAUAUUGGCGUGACAAGGGGCCACGCGAAAUUUCUCUUGUACAGAAUGAGAAACUGUCCGCGGUGUGAGAAGAAAAAUGUGCUUUAGCUGCAGUCACCGUUCCGCAAGUCAGCUUCACCCAACGCUCGCAAGCGUAAGUAUGCCUUGAGCUACCAUGGGCAGCUGUAGCACAUACCGCAGUGCAAGAGAGCUGCACGUCCUCCCCGACUGCGGCGAAAAUCCGGUCGGCAACAGCUCGGAGAACUUUGAGGACGAGUACUCAGUUCGUGUAGAAGUCUACGACACAGAGGUUACCGCCACAAGUUCUACCGACAGCUCACCCAUCAUCAAAAUUUCAGGAUUGCACACCACAGGAGGCGUCGUUCGCUUGUGCAGCUCAACCCACUUUCUCACCGGCAACAUUAUACCCACGCUUCGACAACCCUUGCAGUGCAGGGCUCUCUGCGUGUCCAACAACAGGUCCCUUCCCAACCUACGAUACCACGGAAAGUGGCACGACCUAACACCCGAGCGGAUAUCCUCCCCAGAGAUCCUAUACAAGGAGCGCAAGAGCAGCGGUACGUUGGCACCAGAACUCGUAAAUGAAACCGAAACCCACCACCUGCACCACGCGGAUGAAUCAUCCUUAAGACAGCAAGCAGACAUGCAGAGGGGUCAUGCGCCACAGAAACAGAGAACUUCAUGUAGGACGUUUAUCGUACGGCGUAGUUUCCCUCGAGAAUUAUCUGAAACAGUAGGUGUGCCAAAGCAACCUCCAAUCGCUCCUGCUCGGAAGCCAAAAGCGACAGCCAAUUUUCGACAGCACGCGGUAUUUGAAGACAAAAAGGCUGCAGCGAAAUGUGUGUGUGCCGAAGGGGCUAAGGAGCCACAGUUCAGCCUUUUUGCUCGAAACGAAUGCUCGCGCAACACGUGGGACAAGGAAGAUUGUCCCAAGAAGCUGUUUCACACCAAAGUAGAUAGAAGUUACCAGUGCCCACACCCGUGCAGUCUCAGCUGUGACAGAGACGUGAGCAUAAGUGCUUUUAACUUCAAGCAUCCUUGUUUCUCGGAUCAAGCUUCCUGCUUCCCGCUGCAAGAGGUACAGAAUGACUGUUCCUCGUAUUUCCAGAGUGCUGAGAAGCGCAAGAACUCCCAGACAGAUCUGAACUGUAUCGAAGAGGUUGUCACAACGCGCGUUGUGCCAGCCGCCAGCUUGCACCGUUUAAAAUGUACGAACCAGCGUGCACAUCAGAACCUCGAGAGCUGCUGCCUUACAGAAUGCAGCACGAUUCAUGGAACCGCUAGACACCGGACGAAACGUCGUACCACGCUCCACUGCGACAAAGUUCAUCGCGAGUGUCGCUGCAAGUAUCAUGGACACGACACGCUUGGAACAUGCAGAAGGGCUAAUGUUCCACAAGAAUGUUCGACAAGAAAUGUUCCAAUAGUCGGUGGUCGACAACGUGCCAAGCAAACUGCGCACAAAGCAACGCAAACUUCACCGCCGGAAGAGUCUGUGGCCCCGAUCUUGACGUCUCUCAUAGAGUGGCUCACAAUCACGUGUCAGAAUUUUAUGUCUCGCUUCUCAAACAUGGCAGGGGCUGAAUUUCUGCACGGCGAAAACCCCUUGCACAUCACGAUUGGGAAAUCCUUCCAGAAUCUUCUUGCCAACGAUGCUUCGUUCUGGACGAAUUUGGUCAAACAGAUCCACGACGGGAUAACGGGCCACACCAAGCAGGGCGCCGAACGUCGACAGUGCCGCGGGAGACCGCGGAAGUGUACCGUUCCGGAUUCGGACGUCAUCGUCAUGGCCGCAAACGUUGCGGAUAAUUUGCGUGCGGAAGGGAUGAAAGGCGAGGGUGAGCACGUCACCCUGAAGUGCUGCGAUCCCAAACAGGUCUUCGGGCAAGGACAGUGUCCGCCUAAGCGUACGUUAUCGCGAGUAGACCUCUCAACGUUGCGUGGAGGACAGGCGAGCGUCGGAAAAGUUGCAUCGAACGAGAGGGUUGCGAGAAGGAAGUACUGGUCCUGCCUGAAGUUCUAAAGGUGGAAACCUGAACAGGCCACUUGUAUAGACAAUGUGCUUUGGUAGCCUGUUCAGCCUUGCUCUACAAAUUAAGAGCAAAUUUUGGGUAAACUGGACAGAGCAUUCCAUAGACUGUGAGCUGAUCAGGCAAAUAUUUUGCUAUCUCUCUAUAUGAAAAUAAACAUUAAAUACCUUCGAUGCACCCCACAA
This is a messenger RNA of Ornithodoros turicata, 2249 nucleotides long. RefSeq lists its product as uncharacterized. NCBI's taxonomy places the organism in Eukaryota, Metazoa, Arthropoda, Arachnida, Ixodida, Argasidae. Bases 189 to 2057 code for a protein of 622 amino acids. The record is from RefSeq and is a predicted model, not a curated record. The transcript is spliced from 3 exons.